This is a messenger RNA of Orcinus orca (killer whale), 4498 nucleotides long. It is a transcript of the gene NIPAL1, whose product is annotated as NIPA like domain containing 1. Gene Ontology annotation, cellular component: membrane. The record is from RefSeq and is a predicted model, not a curated record. The coding region runs from base 338 to 1579 and encodes 413 amino acids. The transcript is spliced from 6 exons. Gene Ontology annotation, biological process: magnesium ion transport. Gene Ontology annotation, molecular function: magnesium ion transmembrane transporter activity. NCBI's taxonomy places the organism in Eukaryota, Metazoa, Chordata, Mammalia, Artiodactyla, Delphinidae.
GACGCCUUUACCCUGUAAAGUGUGUCUGUGCUUCUGUACUGCUUGGCUCCCGCAGUGGUCCCGGGUGGCGGUCGGCGCUCCCACCAGCCACACCAGUACCCCGGACCGCAGCCGCAGCCAGCGCGGCGAGAAAGAGCACCCAAGCUUCGGACCUCGGGGGCGGGGCUUGCGCGGAGGCCGCACCCCGCCGUCCCCAUUGGCUGAGGCUGCCCGGGGCCGGGGUCAACGCGCACCAGUCCGAGACCCCGCAGCUCCGCCCCAACGCUGAUCCAUGCGGAGGAGAAGCACAGGUGGGUGAGGAUCGAGCUUCUGUGCCCGGGAAGCCUCGUCGGGGGCCAUGGGAGGCCAGGUGAGGCUGCCACCCGGAGAGCCCUGCCGAGAAGGCUACGUGCUGUCUCUGAUCUGUCCGAAUGCCUCCCAGGCUUGGUGUGAGAUCACACGUGUGUCACAGCUGCUGGCUUCUCCUGUCCUCUACAGGGACCUGAAUUCCAGCAUAACCAACUGCAGCAUUUCUGCAAAUGCAGAGAACAAAUACAGUCUUUAUGUAGGCCUGGUACUGGCAAUAAGUUCCAGUAUUUUUAUUGGCUCCAGUUUCAUCUUGAAAAAAAAGGGCCUCUUACAACUGGCCAACAGGGGCGUUACUAGAGCUGGACAAGGUGGAUAUUCUUACCUCAAGGAAUGGCUCUGGUGGGCAGGAUUACUCUCAAUGGGAGCAGGCGAGGCUGCGAAUUUUGCAGCUUAUGCUUUUGCACCUGCCACCUUGGUCACCCCACUGGGCGCACUGAGUGUUCUCAUAAGUGCACUGUUGUCUUCCUAUUUUUUAAAUGAGCACUUGAACAUUCAUGGAAAAAUAGGCUGCAUAUUAAGUAUAUUGGGGUCAACUGUGAUGGUUAUCCAUGCCCCACAAGAAGAGGAAGUUGCUUCUCUGCAUGAAAUGGAAAUGAAAUUGAGAGACCCAGGAUUUAUCUCCUUUGCUGUGAUCAUAACUGUGAUCUCCUUGGUGCUGAUUCUGAUUGUAGCUCCCAAGAAAGGACAGACCAAUAUAUUGGUCUACAUUUCAAUCUGUUCAUUGAUUGGAGCAUUUUCAGUUUCUUCUGUCAAGGGCCUGGGAAUUGCCAUUAAGGAACUACUGGAAUGGAAGCCCAUUUAUAAGCAUCCCCUGGUCUUUGUUUUGCUGGCUGUACUCGUGCUUUCAGUGACAACACAGAUUAACUAUCUCAACAAGGCACUGGACACCUUUAACACAUCUCUUGUGACUCCCAUUUAUUAUGUGUUCUUCACUUCCAUGGUAGUAACUUGCUCCACCAUCUUAUUCCAAGAAUGGUAUGGCAUGAAUGCUGGAGAUAUCAUCGGGACUUUGAGUGGGUUCUUCACCAUUAUCAAUGGCAUCUUCCUUCUACAUGCUUUUAAAAACACUGACAUUACCUGGAGUGAUCUGACAUCCACUACUCAGAAAGAAGUCCUCUCUCUGAAUGGCAAUGAAGACAAAUACGUCUUACUAGAGAAUGUAGAAUGUUCAGCCCCAGGAUAUGACGAUGACAUUACCUUGUUUAGCAGGACUGAUGAUCAAAGUCCCUAGAAACCCUGAACUUUAACCGCUAAGAGACACUUGGAGAGGAGAAGGAAUACCUGAUUCUUGGAACAACUAUUAGGAAAGCUGGCAUUUUUAAAGUUCUAACUAAUAAUUUAGACAUGAGGCCAAAUAAAAAUGCCUUUAUUUUUGGCCAUCAAAUUUGAAAAUCAGGGCUUCCCUGGUGGCGCAGUGGUUGAGAGUCCGCCUGCCAAUGCAGGGGACACGGUUCGUGCCCUGGUCCGGGAAGAUCCCACAUGCCGCGGAGCGGCUGGGCCCGUGAGCCAUGGCCGCUGAGCCUGCGCGUCCGGAGCCGCAACGGAAGAAGCUGCAACAGUGAGAGUCCCGCGUACCGCAAAAAAAAAAAAAAAAAAAAAAAAAUUUGAAAAUCAAAGUUUUGAUCCUCCUCCAGAAGGCUUCUGCUGUUUUUCAUUUCUGCAAACUUGAAAUAUCCCCUAAGCAUGAACGAACUCAAAGAGUUAGAUAACUCUCAGAAUAAUAAUCUGUUUCUUCUGGUCACAAUAUGUUUGGUUCUGCCAGGUGGCUCUUCAUUUCUUUGGCCGCUAUUCUUAGUCUCUCAGUAAUUCACAGGUAAACACAACUGUGUGCUGAUAAGCAGAAUAUCAGUCACCAUUCUCUAAUGAGUCAUAGUUUCAAAUUAUUAAAACUGAGAAGCGAGAUCACUGAUGCCUCCCACCUUCUACAACUUCCUUCUUUCUAAACUAGGUAGCUAACGGGUAGAGUGUUAAAGAAAAAAACAGACAUGUUGGAAAUCUGCUGCUUGGUGGGCUAGAGUGUGUAAGACACACAUGCCCAUGAAGGGCUUAUAAAUUGUAACUUAUUGAGGAGUUUGAGGAGAAUAGGAAGGCGAGUUAACUUCUUAGAAAACUCAGGGAAUACUACAGGAAAAUACCUUUUCCUAUUAAAGCCUACAUAAAAUUUUCCUAUCUCACUCCAGGUGCAUGGCAGGAGUAACAUUUUUGGUAGUCUCUACCGUUUAUGGAUAGAUUAAUCCAUUAAUCUUUUCUCAUUGAUUUAAUGGAAAAGAAAUUAGCUAUCUUAUUUCUAGACUAACUUAUUUCUCUCAAAAAAAAUCCUAACCAAAAAAUUAUGACAUUAAAAACAAACAAAAACUCUUCAGGUUGACUGGAUUAUUCUCUUCUAAUGUCAAAUGUUAUUAGUUUUGUUUGUAAUCUACCUCAAGUCUAUUCUGGGUAAUAAUAGUAGAUUCUUUUCUUCAGAAUUCUAUUAAAGUGACUUUAGCAUUUCCCCAGUUCGGUUGAACUGUGAUUGAUUUUCACAGUGAUGACCUGAGAUGACUGCAAAGCCCUAAAGUGCUGGCAUAGUCUCUUCAGCAUAGUUUAGUGUUGAGUGCAAUUCAGUGCAUUCUCAACUUUUGAAAAUUGAUAAUCUGUGGAAGAUUCACGGGUUGAUACCUUAGGUCAAAUAUAUGUUUACUGUGUUGAUUGCUGUUUCACCUUAAUUGUAUAUCAGAUAUAUAAGCUAUGAACACAAGUUUGUACAAAAAGUAUUCUCUCAAAAAGUGGUGUCUGAAAGUUGUAGAAAUUCUUUUAAGUUUCUCUUUUUCUGCUGAAAACUCUGUUGAUUUCUCCAGGACACCUUCUUGGUGAGGAAAUUAAUAGCACCCAACCUGAGGUUGGGGUAGUCCUCCACUCGACUGUAUCUUAGUGUCAGAUAUUUCUUCAACGUCACCUGUUGACAAAGCUUUGCCCUUGGUAUAUUGUGCCCAGGUUAAAGGUUCUUGUAACACAAGAACCCAUGUGUACAUUGGGUUGGAAAAUGAACUGGUGUUGACACAUACACCCAGGAGAAAGUCUGAGAAAGAGCUAAUGAGCUGAAAUCUGUUGAGAAACAAUGGAACAUUUGAAAAACUCUAAAAAUCUCUGGUGGGCAUAUGCAUUGAAAAACUAAAAUGUUGCAAAUCCGAAACCCAGAGUACUUUUUCCCAAAUAGGAAGAUGUUGUCUAAGGAGGAAUAAAAUGCUGGAUCCCUGUAUUGAGACUAACUGUGUUAGUCUUAACUGGUAGUCUCAUAUGUAUAUAUUUUAAUAUGUAUACUUUAUCUCACAUAGAUACCUUAAGAUUUAUUAUGUGAAUAUCUGUACACAUGUCAUUAAGGAUCACAAAGCUGUCCUCACACAGCCAAAUGGAAAGCUUUUCCUAAUUCUAUAAACAUAAUAGUUUCAUUUUAGUUUUCAACUUACGAUUUUAUUCUUAGGUCAGUGGUUAAUGAUUUUAUUUCUAGUUCAGAAUGUUCAUAAAACCCUCGAUUUGGCAACAUGCAAUUAAAUUAACAUUUUUGUUUUAAGAGUAUGAAAUCAAAUACAUAUAUGUGGAAAGCACCCGCAUCAUGCCUGAUAUUGAGGCAUUUAAUACAAUUUAGUUCUCUUUGAAUCAUUUUAAUUCUCAUAGUCUCAGUACUAUAUAGGUAAGGACCAUUAGUUGCUAGUUUUCAUAGUCUUUUUCUUUUUUCAAUUUGUGUUACCUUAGUUCAUUUUUAAUAAUCCGAGUGAAAAUGAAUUCCAUUAGUAUACUAUCUCAACAAUACAAAAUGAUUCUGACAAAAAUAUUUUAUUUUUCCUAAUAAAACCAAACUAAAUGCAAUCUUCACAUUCCAACAAAACUUUGUGGAAAAGUACUUUAUAUGAAUAUAUAUGAAAUAUUUUCAAAUGUUUCAAAAAACUAUGAUCAUGAAAUUUUCUAUUUUUCAAAUGUUUAUAAAUACUGUUCAUUUUAGAAAGUUUACAACUUUUAAACUAAUGUUUCUGUAUGUUUUUCAUUUGCAAUCAAAUAAUGGGGUUUAAUUAUGCUUGUUGGAGUUCAGUUUUGAGUUUCUUGAAGUUAAGCUUACGUAAAGGCAAAAAUACCCCUUGAAAUUAAAAAGAAAAUUCUGAGGUUUAAAAAAAAA